AUAAAACAUGCCCUGUGUAUUCACAGGUGAGAAUACAGACUCCAGAGGGUAAAGCAAGAUAAAUAUCUGACUCAAAAUGUAAUGUUCCAGGAAACAGGAUAUCUUUACUAUCCCCUCGGGGCAAUUUGUUGCGCAGUCAGUAGUAUCACAAGCACAUGAACGAUUUUUAAAAAGUACAAAAUGAAUAAAGAAAUACAGAAAAUACAUCAUGCUGUGUUAGUAACAAAACAAAUAUAUACAUUGAAAAACUCAGGUGAAAGGGUCAAGUGAGAUUAUCUAAGAAGCCAGUGGCUUUUGGGACUUUUUUUUUUUUUUCCUAUUUGUCCUGCAAUAUCUACAGCCAAAUGGAAGCAACCUGAGCUCACUGAAUAAGGGGUGACCGGGGUCAGCCAGGACUGACUGGACCUUCUUCAGCGUUCUUAUCAUGUACACAUCAGUCACAUUGUUUCUUAAUACUCACAAUCACAUAAUACUCACAUCGUUGGUAUUUAGGUUUCUUAUUGUUGUACUCUAAACUAUAAUCAACUCUGUAACUUUUUUUGCUGCUACGAGCACUUUGUCGACAACCAACAACAACAACACCAGCACUUUAUCUAUGCACAUUCCUGCCUUGCACUUCAUAUCAGGAGCUGCUACUUGGACUGCCUUUUAGUGUUUUGUAAGUUGUUCCUCCCUGCACUGUAACAACUUGGUUAUUUUAAAUGUGGAAAUUGUAUGUCUGUACUGUCUCUGUGCUGUCCUCUGUUCAUCUGUAUUUUAGGUUUCUUUGUUUUUUAGAUUGUGGUCUGUGUAUAUUGUAAAUUAUAUGUUGGGACUACAGAUGGAAAUUAGCAGUUAUUGCUAAAUUUGGUGCGACCAUCUCCUCAUCUCUUGUAAAUGAUUAAUGCUAUUGCACACUGUCCCUUGAUAAACUAAACUAAACAAGAAGCAGCCAGGUCCAAAGAGAACUAUGUGUUCCCAAGACUGAAUUUUAUGAAGUUUUGUUUCACAGUGAGGGGGUGACUUAAUUUAAAGAAAGCAUCUCUGUGUUUUAACUUGAGCUAUUCGUUGGCAGAGAGUCACAUUACACAGAUUUUAGUUAGACCAGAGUUAUGAUAAUUCUGUUCCAGAAAACAUUCCACAGACUUCUUCACAUUUGGCACAUUUCUGUGCAGUAUGGUGUUAGGUACUGUUUGAUUUUCUUAGACAAAAGUUAUUUUCACCUUUGAUGUAAGCAGUCAAUCACUCUCACUCUCUCUCACACAUACACACAGUCAUUAAGUCAACCAGCUUCAGGUGUGUGAGCUUGUCUCACAGCUGAACUGUGAUUUUAUUAAACCACAGGAGCAACUGAGGAGGAAGUGACUCUUUCAGUGUGUGAUGUGUGUGAGGCGUCCACUCCUGAACAAGCUGCUGCUUCACACACACAGACUAAGAUAUAUUUGUUAAGUGUUUUUAUUGUCGUAAAAGCGUUAGAAAUCAAAAGCUGAGUUCUCUCUAGAGCUCCAGCAGCAAAUAUGUUUGCUUAAGUCGUCUGGCUUCCAGUUUGUCUUGUUAGUUUUAUGUUCUUCUUUGCUUUUCUAUAACAGUAGGACCAUCCUACGCAUGUUUUACGCUCUGUAGAGAUUUUAACAGUUCAGGUCUGUGUCAGGUUUGUUGAGCUUGAGGUUAGAGAGUGCAGUCAUGAAGGAGGAGAUCGCUGCUGCUGUGUUCUUCGUGGCUCGCCUGGUGAAGAGAUAUGGUUGUCUGGAUAAUGACAGCAGGGAACGCUUCGCCGCUGCCCUCACCUCUGUUCUGUUUGAGAGCUACAAGAACCACUGGCACCUGAAUGCACCCACCAAGGGGCAGGCCUACAGGUGUCUCCGUAUGAACCGUGUGCGGCUGCAGGAUCCCGUGCUGCAGCAGGCCUGCGAGCGGAGUGCGGUGCGGUACGAGGAUCUCGGCCUUCCACACGAGCUGACGGUGUGGGUCGACCCUGGAGAGGUGUCCUGCAGGUACGGCGAACACAGCACUCCAUUCUGCGUCUCAGUGGUGGACAGCUGUCGUCGUGGCGAUGGGGAAUUUUCCCGCCGCAUCCACGAUGCCGUGGAGCGGGCGAGCCACGACGUCCGAUCAGGAAGUUUCUCAGACGACGACACCGAGGAGGAGGGGUGCGGGGACAACAGCAUGAGCAACAACAGCAUGAGUAGCAGCAACCUAUCAACUCUCUGCCCGGCUCCGAUUCCGCCCGCCAACCCUGAGCCCAAGACCAUCCCAACUGUCAGCAACCCCAACAGUGUCUACAGGUUCAGUGAGUUUUCUCCAGGCGCCCCUCAGACCUGGCUAAGGGAGAAGCGGAAGGCCUUUGCUGGCGAUCCAUUCCCACCUCAUCCUCCCCCAGUUGGAGGUCCGACCUCCCAGUUCUCCGGCCAGAAAGGCUUCAAGUCCUAUCGAGCCACAUUCACCUUCACCGGGCCUCGUGUUGACAAGUACCACUGGGUCAGCAAAUCCAGAUCCUAGAGCAACCGAGCCUUCAGCCUAGAAGCAGAAUCGAGUUACUGCUUGGGACAGCAGCCAUAGACACUGUGGUUGGGGGAGAAAAAAGUUUCAACGCAGUUUACGUAUCUUUAAGGGAUAAUUAUUAUUAAUUGCAUAUGGUUUAAAGUGUUCAUGAUUUAAAGUAAUGCUGUUUAAGCAUGUUUUUAAACGUAUAAAUAUCAAGUAUUUUAAGCAGUUCUCCUUCUAAAUGUGUUUUUAAACUAAAAGUAAGUGUGAAUAAACAUUGAACUGUCAUUGAAAAGAAAUAAAAGCGUCUGUGUCAGCUCUGCUGGUUGUCGGAA
Messenger RNA from Epinephelus moara (kelp grouper), 2798 nucleotides. RefSeq names its product B-cell translocation gene 4 (gene btg4). The coding region runs from base 1663 to 2478 and encodes 271 amino acids. Lineage: Eukaryota; Metazoa; Chordata; Actinopteri; Perciformes; Serranidae. Gene Ontology annotation, cellular component: nucleus; cytoplasm. The record is from RefSeq and is a predicted model, not a curated record. The transcript has 4 exons. Gene Ontology annotation, biological process: negative regulation of mitotic cell cycle; negative regulation of cell population proliferation.